This is a messenger RNA of Botrytis porri, 465 nucleotides long. RefSeq lists its product as uncharacterized. The record is from RefSeq and is a predicted model, not a curated record. The transcript has 2 exons. The coding region runs from base 1 to 465 and encodes 154 amino acids. Lineage: Eukaryota; Fungi; Ascomycota; Leotiomycetes; Helotiales; Sclerotiniaceae.
AUGUACGAUACUAUUCCGAAAAGAUGGUACUGUAUCAUAUCAUUAGCUCGGAAAAGUGUCGGUGAGUCUUGGUUGCCUUACAUUGUCGGAGUUGCAUUGCUUUACAACGAUCUACAUCUUAUCUACCCGGAUAGUCUCGAUAUCAGAAUCGAAACCCUGAGAUUACCUAAUCAUCGAGUCAUGUACGAGCACUUCCGAGUCACGGAUCUCAUUCAAAAGAUCCCACGGCUACCCUUUCAAAGCCUCGGAUCAAUUACGCUAUCGAGGUUUCAAUCCGCUUUUAGUGAGAUCAACAGUGGGUCAAUUCGAGUGAAGAAAAGGUUGGAAGGCAAAUGGGAGCUCCGAUUUUUCACCGCAAGAAGGGUCCUGAGUGGUCAAUCCGAUGUUGGGUCCUGGUUGGAUUCAUGGGAGAAGGGUUCCGGGCUAAAAUGGUGCGUGAGAGACUCCGGGGUGGGCGGAUACUAA